Molecule: messenger RNA, 2850 nt
Organism: Cavenderia fasciculata
Lineage: Eukaryota; Evosea; Eumycetozoa; Acytosteliales; Cavenderiaceae
Exons: 5
Coding region: 1-2850 (949 amino acids)
Biological process (GO): intracellular monoatomic cation homeostasis
Cellular component (GO): mitochondrial inner membrane; peroxisome
Molecular function (GO): ribosome binding
Source: RefSeq, a predicted model, not a curated record
AUGUCGUUCAAUCUUGAUGAUUUGUUAAAUAGUGCACUUGAUGAACUAGAAGUUCAAGAGGAAUCAAAAAAGAAGAAUGAUAAGUUGAAUGCUACUGCUGCUACUGCUAGUUCACCAUCAACUACUGCUACGACUAGUGCAACAUCAACUACUACUACAACAACAACAACAACAACAACAACAAAUACAAAUACAACAAAUACAAAUACAUCAACUGGAAUGGAAGGACUAUUUAAUAUGGAUGAAUUGAAAAAGUUUAUAGGUCAACAAGGAGGUGGAGGAGAUGCAGUCAAUGCAAAAGAACAAGAACAAAUAUUCGAACUGUUACAAACUCUGUCACAGGCAUCAAAGGAUUUAGAUAAAUUUGGUGGCGGUGGUGAAGGAGAUACAACUACAACUGCGUCACUGACACCAAACUUUGAUGACUUUGCAAAAUCAGCAGAUACAUUUCUUGGUGGAAUGUCAGACAGCGAGAAACAAGAGUUUGCUGCUAAUAUGGAAAAGUGGUCAACUCUAUUCCCAGAAGGAAUGGGUAUGGGUACAGGUAUGGGUAUGGGGAUGGGUCCAAUUCCUGCUGCCGGACCCAUCCCAGCACCACAACCAAAUGUAGAUAUUAAGGAUUUCGAAAACAACGUCAGUCAUUUAUUAAAAGGAUUUGCUCAAAAUGCUGCAAGUCAACCAACCACAACCGCAGCUGAUAAAUCAGGUGGUUCCAAUCCAAUGGAUGCAUUUAUGCAAACAAUGAUGCAAGGUAUGGGUGGUAUGGGUGGUAAUAGUCAAGACACUGAAGAACUCAUCAAACAAGCAAUGGCAAUGUCAUCUGGUGGAAUGGAUGAUUCACAUCUCAAUGAUACUGUCUCUGAAUUUUAUGAUUUAUCAAUGAAAUAUAUUAUUGAACAUUAUCCAAAAUGGAUUGAAGAUAACAAGAAUAAUUAUACAGCAGGAGAAGUUGAAAAGUUUAAAGAACAAUAUGUAUCAUUUACAAAAAUAUUUAGUACCGAUGAAUCCAAUCAGACUUCUGACGAAUUGGUCAAUUCAGUCACCAUGUUGGGUCAACUACCAGAAGCAUUUUGUGAACAAUUCUGUGCCGAUGUACAAAAGGAUUUAGAAAAGGAUAAAAGAAAAGAAAUAGAGAGUUCUAUAAAAGUACGGAGAAAGAUGAUUAGAAUCGGUCGUUCAAUAUCUUCUUCGCUCGUUGGUAAUACCAAUAACAGUAGAUUAAUAUACAAUACCUUUAUAUCAAAAUCAUCAACAUCGACAACAAUAGCAGCAGUAGUACCAUUAAUAACAACUUCAUCGACUAAAUAUACAUAUAACAACAAUAACAAGUUUAAGAAUUAUUCACAUGGUCAAAUUUAUAAUGGAGCAAGUUUAAUUGUUAAUAAUUUAUUCAGAUCAUAUACAACAGGUCAAGUACCACCAACAGGUGAAAAGAAAGAUACUACUGUUGCUGAAGAUACUACUACUACUCCUACUACUACUACUACUACUACUACUACUGUUGAAGAUACAAAGAUUAGUAUAACAAAAAAAGAAGUAGAUCCAAAGAAACCAAAAGAACCAAUGAAAGUAUGGUUGAAAAACAUGGCAAAGCAUUAUUGGUUGGGAACCAAGUUGUUGGGCAAGAACAUUGGUAUUGCGGUGCGUUUGGUCAAGUUGCUUUCCAACGGACACGGUUUGUCACGUCGUGAGAGAAACUUGUUGGUACAAACAUCGGCCGAUGUGUUGCGAUUGGUACCGUUUAUUGUCAUCAUGCUCAUUCCAUUUGCCGAGUUGGCAUUACCCUUUUUGCUCAAGAUCUUCCCAAACUUGUUGCCAAGCACCUAUGAGUUCAAGGAUGAAAAGGACGAGCAUCAACAUCUCAAGCAAAAGGGUAACGUGUCGAUGACCAAGUUCCUCCAAGAGACCUUGGCCGACAUUUCGUGCGAGUUGCGUGAGAGCAACAUCUCGAGCGCCAAGGAGUUCCACGACUUUAUGCUCAAGGUCAAGCAAGGUGAGCAAGUGUCCAACGUCGAGAUCCUCAAGUUCUCCAAGUUGUUCCGUGACGAGAUCACCAUGGAGAAAAUCUCGCGUCCACAACUACUCAACAUGCACAAGUAUUUGGCUGGCUCCAGCUUUGUUGCCAAGUGGUAUUCCAACGACUACCUCAAACAACAAAUCACCAAGAAACUCAAAAAGAUCAAGCAAGACGAUAUCCUCAUUAAAAAGGAGGGUGUCGAGUCUCUUACACUCGAAGAGUUGGUCGAUGCCGCCCUCGUGCGUGGUUUCAAGGUCAACGGCUGCACACGCAAGCAGCUCGAGAACCAGCUCGAGCAAUGGCUCGACAUGUCACUCAACAAGAACGUCCCCCCAUCCCUCUUGAUUCUCAGUCGUGCAUUCACUCUCGAAAAAGAGUCUACUCAAGCCCUCGAAGAGACACUCGAACAUAUCCCCGAAGAGGCUCUCAACGAAGUACUCAAAAAGUUGCCAGAUGUCUUUGAGGAUGCUCAAUCGGUAGAACGUCGUGAAGAAAAACUCGAAGCUCUCGCCGAGGAAGAAAAGGAAUUAGAUGUAAAGGUUGCAGAAGACAAGGAAAAGGCUGAAAAAAUUGCAAUUGAAGAAAAGGAAAAGGAAAAGGAAAAGGAGACUACUAUUGAACCAAAAGUUGUUGAACAACAUGCUAUCGCUGAACCAGAAAAGGUCAUCGAAACAUCACCAGAACAACCAAUCAAAAAAUUGACUCCAGAAGCAAAAGCUGAACGUUUAUUAAAUGAUGAUGAUGAUAUGGAAAUUCAUAAAGAAAGUGAUACUAAUAACAGUAAUAAUAAUAUUAAUAAUAAUAAUACAACAACAAAACCAGAACAAAAAUAA